AUGGAGUGGAAUGCGAAAUCGCCUGGGCAAUGGGACUGGGAAAACUUGUUCUUCGUGAAUUCAAAACCAACAGAAAAUCACAAGUCUCAGUCUACUGAUUGGAGUGCGGAGACAGAUCGAGAAAUUAACGUCGGAAUGUUGUUUCCAUCAAGUGGUAGUGGCUGUUCCGCGUCUAAACUGUUACACGCGUCGUCCUCAAGGAGCUCAAAAUCUGCUUCCAAUAAUUCAUCGUCAAACGGGGAGAGCAAGACAUCUAUGUUAACUCGGGAAUGUUCUCAAGACGAUUCCACCGGUAAGAAAGAAUUGUCUAAAGGAGAUCCAAUUGAAACUUCUCAAGCAGCAGAACCGUUGCUCACACUGAAGCUUGGUAAAAGAUUCUACUUUGAGGAUGUUUCCCCUGGAAGCCACUCCAAGAAAGCCUCUUCCUCCGCGGUUCCUGCAGCUCCUCCUUCGAGUGGAAAAAAAGGUAAAUCGGGUUGUCAGAACUUGCUACAUUGCUGCCAGGUAGAAGGUUGUGGCCUCGACCUCUCUUCCUCUAAAGAUUACCAUCGAAAACAUAGAGUUUGUGAAAGUCAUUCCAAAUCCCCUAAGGUGGUUAUAGCUGGUAUGGAGCGUCGAUUUUGCCAACAAUGCAGCAGGUUCCAUUCUCUAUCGGAGUUUGACGAGAAAAAAAGAAGCUGCAGACGUCGUCUUUCAGAUCACAAUGCAAGACGCCGCAAACCUCAACCUGGAGCAAUGCAAUUGAAUCCAUCAGCUCUUUCUUCAUCACCCUAUGAUCAAAGACAAGCAAUGGGCCCAUUUGCUUUUCCAAGGAACACUGCAAAUUUAGCAUGGCAAGGCAUACAUAACAGCAAACUCCCGGAAACACAAGAUUUUAUGCUGAAACCUCCAAAGGCAUUUAACAAGACUGUCACUAUGUUUUCCGAUGAUUCCAAAGGCAUAGAAUCCAGGAGUGCAUUUCCAGGUAUAGAAGAUCCGACUACCUUGUCUGAUCCAAAUGCUACUCAAGAUGUUAACCGUGCUCUCUCUCUUCUGUCAACCAAUUCAUGGGGUGCAUACGAUACCAAGUCCCUCUCUUUAGAACACUCGAAUCGGCCAACCGGGGCAACUCAUUCAGUAACACAUGCACCUGCUAACCGCUCACCCUUUCCGUCAUCAGAAUACUGGCACACUGAUCUGCAACAGGCCAACAACUCCAGCGCUUGUAUCUCGUUCUCAGGUUACGACAAUAGCAACCGCUUUCAAGACUUUCAGCUGUUCAGCGCGCCGUUCGAGUCGAGUUUCCCUUGCAACCAGAUGGAUUAA
Messenger RNA from Vicia faba (fava bean), 1305 nucleotides. NCBI's taxonomy places the organism in Eukaryota, Viridiplantae, Streptophyta, Magnoliopsida, Fabales, Fabaceae. The record is from the annotation of a GenBank genome assembly.